Paramecium octaurelia is the source of this 507-nucleotide messenger RNA. NCBI's taxonomy places the organism in Eukaryota, Ciliophora, Oligohymenophorea, Peniculida, Parameciidae. The record is from the annotation of a GenBank genome assembly.
AUGGGAUCCUAUCCUAGUUGUUUGUGCUGUCCCUAAUCUUAUUCUAAGGGGAAAGAAAAUAAAAUAACAGAUAAUGAACUUCAUUUGACUUAAUUUAAAUAAGCUGUUUUUAAUUAAGCGGUGCAAAUCAGUCCGGAAGAUGAUUCUUCUUUACUCUAAAUUAUGGCAACCUAUGAAUAGCUCGUGAAUAAAAAAUCAAUAAGCACAGCAUUAAAUUGCUCCUCGAAAAUAAGAAGUCGCUCCAUUUCUGUAGAUAAUAAAUAUAAAGGAAUUACGAUAAGUACUAAGCAGUAGAAAAAGAAAAAAAUACAGUAUGGCAGAUCUCUAAGUGCAUCUCAAUAUAUUAACGAUUCAUCAAAAUUAAGCACAACUUAAAAACCGAACAGCAUAUUAAAAAAAAGAUCACACACUCAAGAAUCUCAAUUCUAGAAAAAAUCAAAAAAUAAAGUUUCAUUUCUACCUUUUAUUUUAUAAUGUAAUUCUAAAAAGUUGAUUGAUAUUUUUUGA